AUGAGUGAUUUGAAUGACUUAAUCAAACAGUUCCAAUUUGAUCGGUUGCUAAAAACUGAUACUCAAGCAAAAACAGUCGCGAUACUUGGACGCAUACUUGGUGAGCCUGCCAUCCUCAUCCUUGAAAAAUCGGCGUUCAAUGCCGAAUCAAUUAGUCACAAUAAUAAAAUUACCCAUUUGAUAGACACUAUUACGACCAUCAAUUCCAAUGACGUAUACAGCUGGGGAAAUGCUAUAUUAUACCAGAACUUGGAACAGUUACCAGCAGCCAAAGUGAACUUGAUCUACCCUGCCACUGAAACUCAUGUAAGGAAAUACGACCAACAAGAAUUACACUAUGUGAGAGAGACGCCUCAAAUGUAUCAGAAGUACGUUGUACCAUACGUUGAGACUAUGAAGGGAGGUCGAAUUCAGUGGGUUUACAAUAUCCUUUUCCAUGGAAAAGAGCUGGAGUCCGUCAUCUACCACGAUCGAAGUCAUGAAGGGUUUGUUUUAUUGCCAGAUAUGAAAUGGGACAGAGUCAACUUGGAGAACUUGUACUUGUGCUGUAUUGUCAACCGAAAGGAUAUUUCGUCAUUGAGAGAUUUGAACGGGUCUCAUAUAGACUGGUUGAGAAAAGUGCAACUGAAAGUUAAGUCAGUUGCAUUUGAAGUUUACGGUAUUGCCCCCGACCAAUUGAAAGUAUUUGUUCACUACCACCCAAGUUAUUACCAUUUCCAUUUGCAUAUAGUUAACAUUCACCAUCCUGGUUUGGGCAAUGGAAUUGCAGUUGGAAAGGCUAUCUUGUUGGAUGAUAUCAUUGACAAUUUAACUCUUGUCAGUGAUUACUAUGCAAAGAAAACCAUAGGAUUUGUAUUGGGUGAAAAUCACGGCCUAUGGCAAAUUGAGGGGUACAGAAAGGAACAUUAUGGGUAG
Messenger RNA from Lodderomyces parapsilosis, 915 nucleotides. RefSeq names its product 5'-(N(7)-methyl 5'-triphosphoguanosine)-(mRNA) diphosphatase. Gene Ontology annotation, biological process: deadenylation-dependent decapping of nuclear-transcribed mRNA. Gene Ontology annotation, cellular component: P-body; nucleus. The coding region runs from base 1 to 915 and encodes 304 amino acids. The transcript has a single exon. NCBI's taxonomy places the organism in Eukaryota, Fungi, Ascomycota, Pichiomycetes, Serinales, Debaryomycetaceae. Gene Ontology annotation, molecular function: RNA 7-methylguanosine cap binding; hydrolase activity. The record is from RefSeq and is a predicted model, not a curated record.